AUGCCGGCGCUUGCGGGCUUCGUCAACUUCACCCCGGACAAAGAUGUCCCCUCCUUGAAGGACAAGGUCAUCUUCGUCACCGGAGGUACCAACGGCCUUGGACGGGAGUCUAUCCUGGCGCUGGCAAAGCGCGGCCCAGCGCACGUGUACUUCACAGGCCGCAAUGUCGCAGCCGCUGAGUCUCUGAUCGCCGAACUUGCCAGAGCGUGCCCGUCCACGCCGCUGACAUUCUUGGAACUGGACAUGCUCUCCCUAGCAUCCGUCAAAGCUGCCGUCAGCAAGUUCGCUCACGCCCGACUCGACAUUCUCAUGUGCAACGCCGGCAUCAUGGCCGCGCCACCGAAGCUCAGCAAGGACGGCUUCGAGAUGCAAUUUGCGACAAACCACCUGGCCCAUGCAAUGAUCAUCCAGCACCUCCUUCCGAUCCUUCAACAAACAGCAGAAGCACCCGGCUCCGACGUCAGAGUCGUAUGCCUCACCUCCGAAGGCUGGGGCGGCCACCCCCGAAAAGGUAUCCUGUUUUCACAGCUACGGACUCCGAUGGAUAUGGUGCUUGGGCCAUGGAUCAGAUAUGGGCAAAGUAAACUGGCCAAUAUCGUCUACGCACGGGAGCUUGCACGACAGUACCCUGGUAUUAUGGCAGUGUCGAUCCACCCGGGUGUAGCCCACACAGGCCUUGUCAACAACCUGCCGGCUGGACACAAGGCCACUGUUCAUAUCGGUAAUUUUCUCAUUGGCAGACCCCUCAUAGAGCCCUGGCAAGGUUGUCUGAAUCAGGUAUGGGCAGCUGCUGGAGCAAAGAGGAACGAGCUUGUUAGUGGGGCUUUUUACUACCCUAUUGGAGUCAUGAGCAAUGACAAGCUCGACAAAACAGCGACGAGCCAGAAGCUUGCGGAUGAGCUUUGGAAAUGGACAAAUGAGGUUCUGGUACAGUACUGA
This is a messenger RNA of Thyridium curvatum, 939 nucleotides long. RefSeq lists its product as uncharacterized. The record is from RefSeq and is a predicted model, not a curated record. The coding region runs from base 1 to 939 and encodes 312 amino acids. The transcript is spliced from 3 exons. NCBI's taxonomy places the organism in Eukaryota, Fungi, Ascomycota, Sordariomycetes, Thyridiales, Thyridiaceae.